Messenger RNA from Gryllus bimaculatus (two-spotted cricket), 1939 nucleotides. Lineage: Eukaryota; Metazoa; Arthropoda; Insecta; Orthoptera; Gryllidae. The record is from the annotation of a GenBank genome assembly.
AUGACAUCAAAGAGUAUUACGGUGAAUCCACGUGUCGUACUCGGAAUGUUUAUCCCGUUUGUCAGUGACAUAAAACCUAGCGCGCAGGAGAGCUUCAAGUGCCCCGAUGACUACGGAUUCUACCCCCACAGUCGUUCGUGCGACAAGUACUGGAAGUGCGACAACGGCGUCGCCGAGCUGAAGACUUGCGGCAACGGCCUGGCCUUCGACGCGUCCGACCCUAAGUACCUGACAGAAAACUGCGACUACAUCCACAACGUCGACUGCGGAGAGCGAUCUCAGCUUGAGCCCGCUAUCAGCGCUCCCCACUGCCCGCGCCUGUACGGUAUCUUCGCCGACGAGGCCAAGUGCGACGUCUUCUGGAACUGCUGGAACGGCGAAGCUUCUCGCUACCAGUGCUCUCCCGGCCUCGCGUACGACCGCGAUGCUCGCGUCUGCAUGUGGGCGGAUCAGGUUCCGGAGUGCAAGGUCGAAGAGGUUGCUAAUGGCUUCAACUGCCCUGCUGCCGGUGAACUGACGAAUGCUGGCUCUUUCUCCCGUCACGCCCAUCCUGAAGACUGCCGCAAAUACUACAUCUGCAUGGAGGGUGUGGCUCGUGAGUAUGGUUGCCCCAUUGGCACCGUUUUCAAGAUCGGUGAUGCUGAUGGCACUGGCAACUGCGAAGACCCUGAGGAUGUUCCUGGAUGCGAGGACUACUACGGUGAUCUGGACAUCAAGAGCAUCCGCAAGAGCGAGCUGCUGGCUGGAUUGAACCACCAAAACCGCAACGCCCCCUCCCCAGCACCAAAGGCCUCCAAGCCUCGUCCUCCUUCCCAGGGACCUGGUAGAGCCGCCCCCCCGAACGCAAGGCCAGCACCUGCUGAUGAUGCUGCAUAGAUACACACAAUGCAUUACCUCCCACUCUCUUCUAGUUCAUAGUUACUUUCAAUACAAAACCAUUUUCUACUUCCUUCAAAUGACCAUUGUAUUUCUUCCUAAAGUAGUGUGUGAACAAAUUUUAUUUCUUCAACUAUUUUCUACAUAAACUGUUACCUAACUUAAUAUAUCCUAGUGAAAUAUCAGUACAAGAAUUUUUCACAUGUGAUCUUGAAGUCCUAAGUCAUACAGACUUUAUAGUCUGUUUCAUUUUUUACUGUAUAUUUUUGAUUCAAAUCUUCUCCUACACUAGAUAUUCAUAGACAACUUACAUCUCAGAAAGACAUAUCACAAACUACAAUCUCAAUUUUUUUCUAUGAAAUUAAUUGUAGAUUCAUCUGUCUUUUUUAACACACUUUGAUUGGCAGUGCCAAUGUUUCCUUAAUAUACACAAUUUUGCAACAUUGUACCCUACCUGACGUACCUUAUCCCAUCUUAAAAUAAACUUAAUGAUGAAAAUCUAAAUCCUUGCCAACUUAACUACUACAUACAAAUCUUUAAAAGUGAGGAUUAUUAUGGUGACCUCAAUCUGAAGGCACUGAAAAAUUUGGGAUUAAAAAAGUGAAGAAAUUCCAGGUUUUUGAGUGACAGUCUGAAAGACUCUACAGCUUGAAUGUUGAUCCAUCAGGGGAAUGUUGUCAAAGUGUGUGUGUUAACUGAAAGUCGAUCAUGUGAUUACACUUGAAGGAAAAGACCUCUCCCUCACAAUCAUAUUUAUAUUCACCAAUUCUUACUCUCUUUAAAUAAACUAUAUAUAUUACCCCGUUUCUGCUUCUCAAGAAAUGCUUUAGGUAAGGUAAAUACUGUAGAUCUGUGAUUGAAGCUGAAUACACCUGAAAGAAAUUGUGCCUUUUAAGAUCACUUUUCAUACUGUGGCAGGAAUUGUGCUCAAAUCUGUACCACACUUUUUCUCAAUAUUGUUAAUUAAAAUAUUAUUUAACAAUAUUGUUUUGUUGGUUCCGAAAAAAUGUAUGUAUGUCACUUGUGUGUUUUUUGUAAAUAAAAGAUUGUCUCUAUGUUAACA